This is a messenger RNA of Oncorhynchus tshawytscha (Chinook salmon), 3338 nucleotides long. RefSeq names its product myeloid-associated differentiation marker-like protein 2. The transcript has a single exon. NCBI's taxonomy places the organism in Eukaryota, Metazoa, Chordata, Actinopteri, Salmoniformes, Salmonidae. Gene Ontology annotation, cellular component: membrane. Bases 1066 to 1989 code for a protein of 307 amino acids. The record is from RefSeq and is a predicted model, not a curated record.
AAUAGCGUGUGAGAGAGAGACAGAGAAGAAGAGAGGGAGAAAGAGGGACACGAGACAGAGAUCAGACAGUGAGGAGGACUUUUCCAGGGAGCUUAGGUCCUGGCAGUGGAAGGAUUACAAGGACAGAGCUGAUCAGUAUUGGACCUUGACAAGCCUAGUACAGCUGCCCGCAUGGGACACAGGACUACAACCAGAACAACAACCUAACCCCCCUGUUCUAUAAUGGGUUAUUAUCGGAGCACUCCCCCAUGUUCAUGUAACUGUACUGCGUUUGAAUGAGCCUGUUGAUGGAUUGUUGGGCUCUGGAUCUCUGGAGUGACGCGUUGGGAGCGAGGAACUUGUUGCGCUUCCAUAACCUGAAGGAGAAGUGAAUGACAAGACCCUUUGUGACUGAGUUGGACUUUUCAGUUAAAACACAAGGGUAAUGUUAUAUCUGGCCACCGUCAAUCUCGAUCUGUGAUUAUUGAUACAAGCAUCUGUAAGAAACUAGACAGAUCACUUGGGUCAACAUUAAAUUAUUACCGUUAGAGAAGCAAAGAAGUUACAAGAUUUGAUGUUAUUUGAGAAUCCAAAAUUGCUAAACUGUUGACAGGGAAGAUGAAAUCAGCACUGCUCAAGGCUCUGACUGCGUUGUAAGUUGAACACCAUUGUGGCCGACUGUAACCUGAUCUCCAACACACUGCAGUAAUUACAAGGUGCAUGCAGGGAAACAUAAAGAGAGAUUUGUAAUUAGACCUGUCUAUAAAAAGAGCCAGGCAAAGGGCGAGGUCCCCACACAGAGAGAGAGAAAGGGGGAGAGUCAGGCCAAGGACACCCAACUUGAAGGGAGGGAGGGGGGCUGUCUGGAGGCAUAGGAAGGAGGCUGCCUGGGGGCAAAGGAAAGAGGCUGCCUGGGGGCAUAGGAAGGGGGCUGCCUGGGGGCAUUUUUGAGUGUAAGUGACACCCAGACCCCCAAGGCGGGGGCAACGACACCUAACCUGAAGGGAAGGAGGCUGCCUGGAGUCACCAUUGGGAAGAAGAUACACCCAGACAGCUUUUGGUAAUUAGGGGACAGGAGGUGUGACCAUGGACCCCCAAGGCGGACACUACCUGAACAAGGCGGCGGUGCUGUCUCCUCUAGGAGCGGCCCGUAUGCUCCAGCUUCUCCUGGGCUGCACCAUCAUAGCCCUGGUGGCCCAUAGCGCCGGAUACAACCACGCCUAUGGUAUCUACUGCAUGUUUGUGUGGUGCUUCUGCUUCGCCAUGACGCUGCUGGUGUUCACCAUGGAUGUGACACGCCUCCCCUGCUGCAUGCCCAUUUCCUGGGACAACCUCACUGUGGCGUUCGCCAUGCUCGCCACACUCAUGUAUGUCGCCGCCUCCGUAGUCUACCCCGUCUACUUCCUGCGCUCUCAGUGCUCCAAGUCGGACGGGGGCUGCGAGGUGCGCAACUACCGCAUCGCUGUCACCGUGUGCUCCAGUUUCUGCUGCUUCGCCUACGCGGCUGAGGUGUUCCUGACCCGGGCCAAACCCGGCCAUGUGGUGGGCUACAUGGCCACCAUGUCAGGCCUGCUCAAGGUGGUCCAGGCCUUCGUGGCCUGCAUUAUAUUUGGGGCCCUGGCCAACGGCAGCGAGUACAACCGCCACAUCCCCACUCAUUACUGCGUGGUGGUCUACAGCCUGUGCUUCUCCAUCACCGUGGUCGUGAUCGCUGUGACCGUGUCAGGAAAAGCCUCGGCUCUGCCCCUGCGUUUCCCCUUCGACCGCUUCGUGAUCAUCUACACGUUCCUGGCGACGCUGCUGUACCUGAGCGCCGCCCUGGUGUGGCCCAUCUUUAGCUUCGACAGGAAGUAUGGCACGCCGGGUCGCCCCGACGGCUGUCCCUGGGAGAACUGUCCCUGGGACAGCAAGCUGGUGGUGGCGGUGUUCACCCAUGUCAACAUGGUGCUGUACUUCAGCGACCUAAUCUACUCCCAGAGGAUCCGCUUUGUCUCCCACUCCGCUGCUUGAGGACCCCUCCACCCUGCACUCUGCUGCCUGAGGACCCCUUCACCCUCCUCCCUCAAUGGCUGAUGCCUGAGGACCCCUCCACCCUCCUCACUCCACUCCGCUGCUUGAGGACCCCUCCACCCUCCACUCUGCUGCCUGAGGACCCCUCCACCCUCCUCACUCCACGCUGAUGCCUGAGGACCCCACCUCACUCCUGGGGACCCCUCUACCCUCCUCAGUCCUGGGGACCCCUCUACCCUCCUCACUCCUGGGGUGAAUCUCAAAAGUUUUUUCCUCGGUUCCUCAUUGGACACGGCGUACGAGGUAAGGGAGGAGAGCAUUGGAGAAGACAAGAGGCGAUACGAUAUUUGAAUGGACUUCUGCCUCGAUCUGACGUUGUGAGGAGGCGUGGAGAGGGGAUACGAGGAAUAGAGGGUAUAGACUUUUGAGUUGCACCCCUGGCCCUCAGAGACAGACAGAGACCACACUGGAAAUGACACACAGCAUCUCCACUCAAGUGCCUCUGAAUGCCCCAUGCCUACUACAGAUUACAUAUCGCCUCAAUGAUGUUAUGGCUUUGUGCCUUGUUGUGUCAUUCUUAACAUCCGUGCUGUGUCUUUCUUAACAUCCGUGUUAUGUCUUUCUUAAUAUCAGUGUUGUGUCUUUCUUAACAUCAGUGUUGUGUCUUUCUUAACAUCAGUGUUGUCUUUCUUAACAUCAGUGUUGUCUUUCUUAACAUCAGUGUUGUGUCUUUCUUAACAUCAGUGUUGUGUCUUUCUUAACAUCAGUGUCUUUCUUAACAUCAGUGCUGUGUCUUUCUUAACAUCAGUGUUGUGUCUUUCUUAACAUCAGUGUUGUGUCUUUCUUAACAUCAGUGUUGUGUCUUUCUUAACAUCAGUGCUGUGUCUUUCUUAACAUCAGUGUUGUGUCUUUCUUAACAUCAGUGUUGUGUCUUUCUUAACAUCAGUGUUGUGUCUUUCUUAACAUCAGUGUUGUCUUUCUUAACAUCAGUGUUGUCUUUCUUAACAUCAGUGUUGUGUCUUUCUUAACAUCAGUGUUGUGUCUUUCUUAACAUCAGUGUUGUCUUUCUUAACAUCAGUGUUAUGUCUUAACAUCAGUGUUAUGUCUUAACAUCAGUGUUGUCAUUCUUAACAUCAGUGUUGUCUUUCUUAACAUCAGUGUUGUCAUUCUUAACAUCAGUGUUGUCUUUCUUAAAAUCAGUGUUACGUCUUUCUUAACAUCAGUGUUACGUCUUUCUUAACAUCAGUGUUACAUCUUUCUUAACAUCAGUGUGUCACGCCCUGACCUUAGAGAGAUGUUUUAUUUGGUUAGGUCAGGGUGUGAUGUGGGGUGGGCAUUCUAUUUUUUGU